This is a messenger RNA of Etheostoma cragini (Arkansas darter), 1360 nucleotides long. Its product is annotated as caspase-8-like. Gene Ontology annotation, biological process: proteolysis; regulation of apoptotic process. The record is from RefSeq and is a predicted model, not a curated record. Bases 94 to 1344 code for a protein of 416 amino acids. Lineage: Eukaryota; Metazoa; Chordata; Actinopteri; Perciformes; Percidae. Gene Ontology annotation, molecular function: cysteine-type endopeptidase activity. The transcript has 6 exons.
UGGGCAAGCACCACAGUGGUCUGAAUUGGUCGCUGCAUUAUAUUCCUACUUAAUCAAUUGAUUGCUUGCAUUGGGCACAUUAGCCUUGAGCAGAUGAAUGAAGAAUUAACUAACCUGUUACUGCAAAUACGUUGUGCACAGACGUCAGCUUUGUUCAAAUUCAACAUGUCAGCCACAGACAUGGUGAGACGUAAUAAGACAGCCAUUCAGACCACUUUGUGUGGAGACUACAGGCUAAUCCUCAACAAAGUUCAUGAAAAUGAACUGAUAACUAAGCGGGAGUACAACAACCUUAAAAGCAUAAACAAAGAAGAUGUAGAGGGCCACGUCAUUGAGCUUGUGGAUAAGAUCAUGAACAAAGGAGAGAACACCUGCAAAGCCUUCCUGGACCUCCUGCAAACCGAUGAGGGCAUUAAAACGACUUACCCUGAGCUGAAGAACAUACAAUUGAAUAAAACCUCCCUUGAACUUACGCCUGUUCAAGAGGGUUCACUUGACAACAGAGAUGUUCAGCCACAAGAGAGCAAGAGGCGAAAGGAGGAAGAGCAGUAUGAGCUGAACAGCCAGCCUACCGGCCUCUGUGUGAUCAUAAACAAUGAGAAUUUCCCGGAAGGAGCAAGAAAUGGAACAGACAAAGAUGCUCAAAGUUUGGCAGAGGUGUUCAGCUGGCUGGGGUUCAGAGUGCUGAUGUGUAAAGACCAAACCAAGAACCAGAUGGACCGCGCACUGAAAUGCUUUGCUUCUCAGAGCAACCUCGCUGAGCUGCAGGGCUUCAAUGUGACCGAGUGGUCUGGCAGCAGUUUCACUGAUCUUCAAGAGGAUCCUAAGCAUGGCGAUGCCUUCAUCUGCUGUAUUCUGAGUCAUGGCAUGAAUGGUGAAGUCCUGGGGAUUGAUGAGCAGCCCCUCUCCAUCAAACAAAUAACAAGAACUUUCAAGGCAUCUGACCAGUCAACCCUCACCGGCAAGCCCAAAGUGUUCCUGAUCCAGGCCUGCCAGGGAUUGCAGAUACAGCAUGGAGUGUUAGAAAAAGAUCUGCUGACUGAUGAUGAUUCUCACUCUCCAUUCAUCCCUGAGGAAGCUGAUGUUCUGGUUGCCAUUGCCACUGUUGAAGAUCAUAAAGCAUUCAGACAUAAAAUAAAUGGGAGCUGGUUCAUCCAAUCCGUGUGUCAGCAGCUAAAGGAGGGCUGUCCGAGGAGUGAAGACAUUACCACCAUCCUGCACCGCGUGAACAAUGAAGUAGCCCAGAAAGAGGGCUGCACACUGCAGCCUGGUGAAAAAAAGCAGAUGCCUGAAGUGAGGUUCACCUUAAGGAAGAGACUUGUUUUGUCUCCACAUCACAAAUGAAGCUUAAUCACCAAAA